Messenger RNA from Daldinia vernicosa, 2052 nucleotides. RefSeq lists its product as uncharacterized. The transcript has 4 exons. The record is from RefSeq and is a predicted model, not a curated record. NCBI's taxonomy places the organism in Eukaryota, Fungi, Ascomycota, Sordariomycetes, Xylariales, Hypoxylaceae. Bases 162 to 1712 code for a protein of 516 amino acids.
UGAUCACACAUCUUUAAUCAAGUCUUCACGACAUAUUCUUUCAGUUUCGUUUCGGAUACACGUCUUCACUAUCGAAGACCUUUAUUUCUCGUACAGUUUCUCGUACAGUUUUACCUGCUCGUUUUACUCUAUCUCCUAUCAACGGUCCAACAGCAUACAAGAUGUCGGCCACUCAGAAGUUCCAGUCUUCCCUAUCCGUUUUCGCCUUGGUUUACUCUCCCAAUGGCAAAGAAAACCGAACCAGCCCCUUCCACCGCCUGCCCGUCGAGGUUGUAUCCAUGAUUUUCGCCAACAUGGACACCUGGAAAGAUUUCAAGGCAGCAGCGCAUUCGUGCAAACGAGCAUUGGCGAUAACCAGACAGAACGAAUCGUUUAUUGCGAGCACGUGGAUCUCCAACAUGCUGCCCCCUUCCGUCGAAAAGUUCGGAAUCAUGGCCGUCGCCUCUCGACAAUUCGGCCGCUAUGAGGUGAAGGAGUUCGUUGAGAAGUACAUCUCACACGAGGGUGACUAUCCAUCCACCUACAAAAGUAUGGCGAUUGCUUCUGAAUUGCCGGAACUCGUGAAAGCGGCUCAAUUGAUCAUCAAUACACCGCUUGUGAGAACUCCUUAUCCAAACCGCUCUCCCGAUGGAAUUGAAAAGACGCCAACGGAAUACGCGCGAGAGCUACGGGCGUGUUUCAUGAUAGAAACGGCAGCAAAUCUGCUCAGGGGCUUGGAGCACGAAGCAGACGAGAACUUAGCUGAGGGCAAGUUCGGGGAGAUGAAGCGCGCAUACUGGACGGCUUUCUCCAAAGUCGAAGUGCAAGCGGCAAGACUCAUGUUUGACAAUUAUGAGCAGAACCUGUUCAACGCUCUCAAUUGCAACAGGGGUCGUAACUGUUAUCUUGACGAUAAGGAACUCGAAAGGUCCCGUUUUUCCAGCACAAAUCGUUCCUUCGCUCGGGUCUUUUCACUAGAAGCUGGGCUGCUCCAGAUGCACGACUGGAACAACCGACCCAUCAUCCUCCUACAUUGGGCAUUCCGCGAUUUCAAGCAGGGGCGAGGGAGUGGGCGGCGUGACGCAUAUCAGUAUUUCGAUCAGUUUCUAGAGAACGAGGACAUGGUAUUUGCCGAAUCCCCAUUCCAGCCGGACCCGAAAGCGAUCGACCUAGCUGCUCGUGACGAAUUCUUCAAAGCGAACAAGGACGACAUUUCUUCCUACUACACCUGCGACGAUCUGCAAAAGGGUCUCUCAUGCCAAAUCUUCUGGGACCAGGACACCUUCACAGCCUGGCAACAGCAGUUAGGAGAGAAGAAGCUUCUCCAAUGGGAUGACCCGGCUAUGCAUGAGUCUGAGUCCGAACCUGAGCCUGAGCCUGAGCCGGAGUCUGAGCCCGAAGAAGAAGAGCAGGCACCCUCUGUGUUCGACUCAGAUGACUAUGAAUUCGAAACCCCGAGCGAUCGGGAGCUUGGCCCGGAGUUAUAUGGUAGAUGGAAGAAUUCUAACUCAUACAUGAGCUUUCAGGAAUACAUGAGUCAGUGGCGAAUGGGUAGGGAGGAGGACGAGGGUCAGUACGACGAUGAGGACGAGACGGAUCCCAUUAUUGAGAACAUGGUCGAGAGUUGGGCCUAUGGUGAAAAUGGGGAUGAAAAUGAGGAUGAAACCGAAGGUGAUGAUGCUGAUGAUGAGGAUGAGGGUGAGGGCGGGGAUGAGAGUGAGGACGAGUUCUAACUAAUGAUAACUGAAAAAGGCUCCGAAUCAGGGAUGAUGUUCAUGACAAGAGGCCUGGCAUGGCAGGUCGUGCUCUAUUCAUAGAGAGAUGAGUGAUGAGUGAUGAGUGCGUUGACGAUGAGAUUGAAACCUAUGGCCUUGCGUUGUAUUGAGACAGACUUGCAUUGACUUGCAUCGGCAAACUUGCAUGUAACAUUGAUCGCUUAUAUUUCGCUAGCUGCUUACUGAUGUGGCAUCGCAUGGCACCUUUGCAGAUGAACUUGUACUGUUGUGUAUUGUAGCAAAUUGUUGUAGUUGAUGCCCUUAAGCUUGUGCUUCUGAUAGAUAUUCAAGUUUCCAA